This is a messenger RNA of Penicillium cosmopolitanum, 237 nucleotides long. Its product is annotated as protein phosphatase. NCBI's taxonomy places the organism in Eukaryota, Fungi, Ascomycota, Eurotiomycetes, Eurotiales, Aspergillaceae. Bases 1 to 237 code for a protein of 78 amino acids. The record is from RefSeq and is a predicted model, not a curated record. The transcript has a single exon.
AUGAAUGGGCCUCGACCGUCGGAAUCCUCGCCAGGAUCAGGACGUGAGAGUCCCAGUGAGAACCGUGCGCCUAUUGUGACCGGCGUGGAGACCGCACAGCAGUCCUUUAUGCCUAGUGCAGCAGCAUCUGGAAUCGCGGCUGUGACUUCUGGGAUCUCGAAUCUUGCGGUAUUAAAAAAUGAGUCCCCUGAAAAGGAAGCGAGCAAACCUAAGCCGAUGGAGGUGGAAAUGGAAUGA